This is a messenger RNA of Ornithodoros turicata, 4560 nucleotides long. Its product is annotated as solute carrier family 41 member 1-like. Gene Ontology annotation, molecular function: monoatomic cation transmembrane transporter activity. The record is from RefSeq and is a predicted model, not a curated record. Bases 260 to 1975 code for a protein of 571 amino acids. Gene Ontology annotation, cellular component: plasma membrane. The transcript has 13 exons. NCBI's taxonomy places the organism in Eukaryota, Metazoa, Arthropoda, Arachnida, Ixodida, Argasidae. Gene Ontology annotation, biological process: monoatomic cation transport.
UAAGUGUGCGGGCUGCAUUUAUUACGUAAAUCCUCAUUUCAAACGGUUCUGAGCACAUAAUGUUUUGGACGAAGUCGAAUUAACGAUUUCGGAGCUCCAUAGAAUGUACCUCAGCUUGUUGACCAAAGAAGCUUGGCAGAAUGGUUUCAGAACAGAUGAAUGCCUUGAUGCAGCUCUUUAGCACAAGGGUUGUGUGAAAGCUACUUCCCUGCCUGCUGGGUGGCUGCCAUCCACAGGCUGAACAAGUCACCUCUGCGCCAUGGCAGCUGGGCAAAGCAGCCGUGAAAUUGAGUGCCAUGACCGCUCCCCACAGGGAGCCAUCAAUCAGGCAAUGUGCCUGCCCCUUGUCCCCUCGGUUGGGGAGGGAUUGAGCCGAACCCCUUCGGAGGCCCUCUUUGGCACGGGCCUCACCCCAGAAGGCAGCAUCUACUCCGAGAGUGCUGCCCUGCUGAAUGGGAUACUUCCACGCCUCGUAACAUUAGAGGGCAAGCCUGGCCCCGAACUGCUCAGGGAGGAGAAUGAGCUCCAGGCAUGUGCUGGUGGGAAGGGAGAUGGACCUCCCUUAUCUACAACAUUGCUGCUGGAAGGCGGUGGAGAAGGGGAUGGGAGAGGUGAAGGAGAGGAGGAAGUUGUCAUCACCAAGGAAAGACUCAGGGUUGUAGCUGUGCAGGUAUUCAUACCAUUUUUGACAGCCGGCUUUGGAACAGUAGCUGCAGGCAUUCUUCUUGACCAGGCGCAGCGCUGGCCCGCCUUUGUACAUAUUUCUGAGCUCUUCAUUUUGGUGCCUGCCCUGUUGGGGUUAAAAGGCAAUCUAGAAAUGACCCUAGCAGCCCGGCUGUCUACUCAGGCCAAUUUGGGGAACAUGGAUACAACAACUGAGCAAUGGUCCAUGGCUACUGGAAACAUGGCUCUGAUUCAGUGUCAAGCAACUGUGGUGGCGUUCCUUGCAUCCCUCUUUGCCGUGUUGAUGGGCUACGUCACCGAAAGCCGGUUCGACACCGGCAACGCACUUCUACUCUGUGCGAGCAGCAUGGUCACAGCCAGCAUUGCCAGUCUGCUCCUAGGAUCACUUAUGGUGGGCGUGGUAAUCCUCUCUCGGAAAUUCCACCUCAACCCGGACAACAUUGCCACACCCAUUGCAGCAUCGCUAGGUGACAUCACUACGCUAGCCUUGCUGGCUGGAAUCUCUAGCAUUCUCUACCAAAGAUUAGACAUAUUAUGGCUAUCUCCAUUGGUGGUUGCCAUGUUCCUAGCAUUAGUCCCACUCUGGGUAUACUUGUCACUGAAGAACCCAUACACACACGAUGUGCUGUGCACUGGCUGGGUGCCUGUCAUUUGUGCCAUGGGGAUAUCCAGUGUGGGUGGAUGUAUCUUGGAUGCAGCUGCCUACAAGUUCAUUGGGCUUGCUGUUUUUCAACCUGUGAUAAACGGUGUGGGCGGAAAUCUUGUAGCAAUUCAAUCCUGCAGGCUGUCGACACUUCUGGCCCAUAGGUCAAAGCUUGGCAGCCACCCUAGCAACGAUGCUCAAAGUUGUAUCGACCCAUGCUCUGCUUUCUGUGGGAAAAAUCCCCAUGCCAGGACAGCACGUUUGCUAAUGCUGAUGGUGCUUCCAGGCCAUCUCAUCUUUAUCUAUUCCAUCCAAUUGUUAAAUGCUGGCAACACUGUGAUCACCCCCAUUUUCUUAGCUUGUUACUUGACUGCAGCACUUUUUCAGGUUGCUCUGCUGCUGUACUUUGCUCGAUGUAUGAUCUACUGCAUGUGGUCACGCAGCAUAGAUCCAGACAAUGCAGCCAUUCCCUACCUGACUGCUCUAGGUGAUCUCUUGGGGAUUUCCCUCCUGGCCUUCUCAUUCUGGUUUCUUUAUGUAAUCGGUGAUCCCAGUGUUCAAGUGACACUUGAGAGUCACUCUGUUCAUCCCUCUGUAACUACCAUAAUAGCAACAAAUGCAACCAUUCUUCCAAAUAUGGGCAUGUAAGGUUACUCCAGCAAGUUCUCAACUAUCACAAGCACACACUCAAAUGGCCUUUUUAAGUUUAGGUGUGUGUUGUUGUUCCUUUUUUUUUUUUUUUGCUGCAUUUUAAUGUUCCUUGACAAUUGGCAGGCAGUUAUCUUGGGUUGUGCUGAUUAAUGUAUUGGGGCUGAAAGAAAAAUUUGGAACCCAUUAUGAGACUGGACAUGUGAUCAUGGUAGAGUACUUCUCAUCCUGCAUUUAUGGUGCUGUACAAACUAAUGCAUUUUCCAGCAGGGAGUUGAUUGGACAAAUCAAAAGUGUGGAGUGACCAGAAAAAUACCGUAUUACUACUAAGACUACCAAAGCAAGUGGAUGACUGUUCAUUUCAUUUAUUUGCUGGGUAUACCGCAUGUUCCUGAACUACGGUUAUUAUCCUUUAGUUUGCAUGAGUAGAGUUCAGAUUCCUUGCAUAGUAAUUGUGGACUAAGCCAACAAAGGGGAAUGACCCUGAGUACCAGUAUAUAUUGACCCUCAUGUCCUCAUAGGGAUUGACAUUGGUUCAUUAGCUUACGUCAGUAUUUUACUGCUGCAUUGUAAGAGUAGACCUUAUGAAGUUCCAUUUACUUCAACAAACAGGGCAGAUGAGACUUAGUUCCACUAAGAUUUCAUCAACAUGUUGUAUUAGCAGAGGUGAGUUCCCAGUUGUAAUGUCGAUGUAAUGCUUGUUUGGUACGCUGGACUAUUAUUGUUAAUCAUUGUCCCUUGUACUGCUCUGUUGCCCCGGUUGCAGGCUUCUUGAUUCAAGAGUUAAUAGUUCUGUUGUCUGCUGUCCUCACUUUUUUGUGAUGUUUCUAGCUAGCAAUCAGCAGACAUCAAAUAUGGUAUUUUUAAUUCCGUAUACGGGCGUAGCAGUUUCUGAAGUGAUCUUAUGCUCUGAAACCCAACAUAUUUUUUAGCGUUUAUUUAUUAGUGUUUUCGCGAGCCUUUUGCUCGCUGACUUUAGGAAUGGGGUUGCCAAAGGGUAACAGUCUAGGGUGAAGUCACUCUUUUUGAGUGUAGUGGAGCUUUUGAUGGUUAAAGGAUGCAUGCCCUUGAAAUCUGAGAUAAGUGUGUUCAAGUGGACUGACCUCAAACAUUAAUGGAAACAGAAGCAAGCUAACAACCAACCAAAAAAAAAGAACAAAAGAAUAUUUUUGUUAUUUCAGUGAAGCAGUAUAUUGUACUAUAGUACUUAGCACUUGGCAAGCUGAUAAAAAAUCUUGACAUCAUUGCGAGUAGGUAAACACUGUUUUUUUGCAGCUGUGUUGCAUAGCCAAUAUCAAUACAAUAUCAAUAUGACACAUCACAUACAUUGUUCAGCACUAUUAAGCAGCUGUGACCUGCAACGUCACAAACUUUCAGCCUGUGUCGCAGGUAAGCGCCGUGGUCUUUGCCUUAGUGUGUGAAUAAGGGCCUAGGUGCUACCUCGACACACGAAACGAGUCUUUCAAGGGAACAGCAGGAAGCUGUUUCGCAGUUUUUCUCAAGGACUGCAUCAGAAUCUGUACCGCUUCUAGGUGUUUUCUACCAGCUCUCAUGUCCGCUGUAACGUGCAUUUUCACACUUGGUAUCGCAUGGAUGUUGCCAGCAAGUGCAUUGUGCUCCACCCCCUACGUUACAUUGUUGUGUGUAGUAGCCCGUGUGAGGUGCACGCUGCACGACAUGGCAGGGCACCAUUACACUGGUCGUGUUAGCUACGCGUAAUGUUCUCACAUGGUGUUUUGUAGUUCUUGUUACGCAAAUUUUGUUGUUUUGUAUUUUACUUUACUCCAUUCUCUUGGAUGUUGCCACUGUUCUGGCUCUUAUGCUUAGGAUUACCUUCUGAAAUAAUCGUUUUUAAUCUUUCAUUGUGCUGCAUGCUGCUUAAUUACAGCAAACAUGCAAAUAUCAUGGAGCUGCAAAGCUUGCUGUGUAUGGAUUUUGUGCAUACUGUGAAUAUGCACUAUUGUUUCUUUUAAUUCCUGUAUUUUGCCAUGGUAUCACAUUAUUUGUUCUGUUGCUCCAACAAAGGGGGUGGAAAGUAUAUUUUAAGGACGUGAGUUGAAGUGUUAAAUAGUGGAACACUUUUACUGUUUCCCACUGAAAUGUUGACUUGAGCCUAGGAUGUUCAAUCUCGGUGUUUCAUGUUUCCUUAAUGACUGUUAUGUAAAAGAAAAGCAAAGGCAGAAAAAUCUUCAUUUACAAUGAAGUCUAGUCAAGCAUUAAAAUAUAGCUUAGCGGUGUACCGGCUUCUCAUGGUGUAUUUGCAGUUUGUCUUUUCAGCAAAAACUUGUGCUUUUACAUUUUAGGAUUUUUUAUUGCUUCUUGUUUAAUAUUUAACAAGAACAACCACUGCUGGCCUUUUAUUGCUUGUUUGUCAUGAAACUAACUUCUUAAUUUGUGUAGGUGUUUCAUUGCAUUUGGUAUUUUUUUAGUCCUGCUUCGCAGUGUCAAUUACGAAUUGCAAGGAACCAGGACAUAAUCAUGCUUGUGCUGUGCACAGCCCAGCCCAGGGUCAGAGUAUUUAUUUCUGUACAAUAGAGGGAACAAUAAAGUUCGCGAAAAGAAAGUUCUUCAGCGAUGCCACAUAA